Messenger RNA from Trichoderma citrinoviride, 2199 nucleotides. Its product is annotated as RabGAP/TBC. Gene Ontology annotation, molecular function: GTPase activator activity. Bases 1 to 2199 code for a protein of 732 amino acids. The transcript is spliced from 6 exons. Gene Ontology annotation, biological process: activation of GTPase activity. Lineage: Eukaryota; Fungi; Ascomycota; Sordariomycetes; Hypocreales; Hypocreaceae. The record is from RefSeq and is a predicted model, not a curated record.
AUGAGAUCGCUUGCAGAGACGCAAGCGAGAUGGCAGGCGACCCAAGCGCACUGCGCAAGCGUCGACGAGUUACGGGACGCCGUCCGCUACAACGGGCCCUCCAGCCCUUGUUUAUCGGGCUGUCGCUCCGUCUGCUGGAAGGUGUUUCUCUUGUCCAAGGAUGGCGAGGCAAGUUGGUCUCAGUCUCUUCGCCAGAAGAGGGAGCUCUACAGUGAACGUCGUGACCACUUCCUCAAGUUUAUAAACCAUCCCGAGGCUCUCGCCGAACUCACCAUCGACCCUUUGGCCGAUGACCCCAAAUCUCCUUGGAAUACUGUCCGCGAAGAUGAGGUUAUCAGAGCAGAGAUCCUACAAGACGUGCAAAGGCUUCCGGAUGAAGCAAACUAUCAUGAAGACUAUAUGCAGCGCAUGAUAUUGGACAUCUUGUUUAUCUAUUGCAAGGUGAAUCCGAGCAGGGGAGGCUAUCGUCAGGGCAUGCACGAAGUCCUGGCCCCGAUAGUGCACGUUGUCGAGCAAGAUGCCCUGGAUCGCGCAUCAAUAUCCGCCAGCGAUGCCGAGAGUAGCGUUGACGAGCUGAUGCUCGAGACCAUCGACCGGUCAUUUAUCGAGCAUGAUGCCUUUGUCUUGUUUUCUCAACUGAUGGAGCACGCUCAGUCAUUCUACGAAGUCAAGGAUGUGCCAGACUCGAAUUCGAGCGCCGACGUCCCAUCCCCAGCUCGAUUUCCAGAGCAAAGCUCGGCCAUUGUUGAGCGGAGCAGGUUCAUUCAUGAAGUCUGCUUACAAAAGGUUGACCCCGAACUAGCUGCACAUCUCACAAGUAUAGAGAUACUUCCUCAGAUCUUCUUAAUCCGCUGGAUUCGACUCUUAUUCAGUCGAGAGUUUCCUUUCAACCAGUUUCUUGUCCUUUGGGACACAAUCUUUGCUGUUGAUCCUUCGUUAGACCUGAUCGACCUCAUUUGCUGCGCCAUGCUACUGCGCAUUCGUUGGCAAUUGCUGGAGUCUGAAUAUUCUCUUUGUCUGCAACUUCUCCUGAAAUACCCACCCCCUGAUCAGCUGCAUGGGCCUCAAACGUUCGUUGAUGAUGCGCUCUAUCUCCGUGAUCACAUGAAUGCGGCCGGAGGUGCAGCCUUGAUUAAGAGAUACUCGGGAAAAAUUCCCAAAACGCUAAAGAGCCCCGAGCCUGCUGAACGCAUCGGCUCGCCCUCUUCCGGAUUUGAGUCACUCCGCAGAAAGGGCUUCGGCUUGAGGUCACCAAUCCGUUCACCAUCGAAGUUUCUUCAGCAACAGGGUGGGGUGGAAAAUAUGAUCCAGGGCGUGAUAGAGAAGAGCGAAAAGCUGGGAAUCAACCAAGCACUACGAGAUGCCGUGGGCGAAAUCAAAAGAAACAUGCAAGGUCUAAACGAAGGACUGUCUUCGCCGUCUCCAAGAGUGGCCAUGGCCGACGCUGGCGCAGCCAAAGCGCUAGCUGUUAUGCAGAGGCGGAACGAGCAACUGGCAAGCCUCCUCGAAGAGACCGUCCUCAGCCUGAGGGCACUGUCUCUGUCCAAUCUUGAGGACAAGGCUCGAAGCCUUGACACGAUUGAGGUUGCAGCAGCCAAAGUCCAGUUUGUGCAGAUAUAUCUUCAAGAUGCCACCAUGGACAUUCCGAUGAUAGACUCCCCUACGGCUGAAGCAAUGCCAUCUGGGGUUGAGAAAAGAGAAGGAAAAGAGACGAAGAGAGUGCCAACAGCUGGAAAGGAGAACCAACCUCUGUCACCGGUAUCUCCAGACACAAAUACGCCCGCUCCGGCUCCAGCGAAGACGAUCUCGGCUUUGGACCAGGUGAAGAAGCCCGCGGAGGUCAAAGACCCGCUGUCUGACUCAGUAGAAGUCACAAGUAAGGAUGCGAUGAACGAAGGCGUGUUGAGUGAAAUCAGCCUCAAUGCUCGACCGGCCGCCCCUAUACCCGCCAGAUCGACUAUAGCACAGUCUUCUUUCUCAUGGAUGUUGGAACCUGAUGAAUCCGGCCCCCUGAAGACGCCUCCGAUAGGCAAAUCACCUGUGUCUCAGCAGAAGAGACGCGGGAACAAUGCGAGCCGUGAGAAGAACGCGUUUCUGUUUGGAGAAGGGCCAGCAGAGCUGGACGAGAGAGAUCCUCUUGGGUCUGGCGACAUUUUUGGGUUGGAGCCUAUUGAGAGCACGCAGCGAGCGAAGGAGUAA